GUUUUCUUCUCCUUCAAAUCUCAAACGCAUCAUCUUCAUCCUUCACUAACAUGUCGGGGCAAUACUCAAUCGCCCACGCCGCCAAUGGCGACCAAACACUUAUCGUAUGCGGCGGCCUCAAAGACUUCAAGGAUACUGCCGAAAACAUACUCAAAGAUGACUACCGAAUCGCACGCCUUCGGGCAAUUGAGAUUUCCAGGAAUGAGAACGAGGACGAUGAAGCCAUAGCCAAGAAAGAAGAACGCCCGGAAGAGGACGUCCGAGCUGAGCUGGCCACCUUCUCCCAAUCCAUGGCGGACAUCCUCAACGCCAUCCACGAAAAAGGAAAACUCGAGUCCUUCAAAUGGUCCGGGCUUCAAUUCGCCAUAAAGAAAACUGCACGAUCCACAGCCUUCUGGGAAGCGCUGUGGAAGCACUCCGCUACUCUCACCAAGCUAGAAUUAGACUGCGAUCAGCGCGAGAUUGGGAAUAUACCCCACCCCACCGCGCCCAUGCCAAACCUCCACACCCUCAACCUGUGGAUGGGUAACGCCUGCGGCGACGACGGCACCAUCGUCAACAAGCUCCUCCACGGCGCCCCCAGCAUCACCGCCCUCGUCCUGUCCCUCCCCGGCUGUGAUCUCGACGGCUGCCGCAUCCGCAAUCUAACCUGGGACUACACCUUCCCUCAGCUCUCCACGCUCCUCUUAAGCGUCUUCAACGUGCCCCUAACGCCCGUCUUCGACUUCCUGCUCCGCCACCCCCUCGUCAAGACCCUCACAUACGGCGUCGACACCUACCGCGACGAGAGCCCGGACGUCUUCCCCAACGCCGCCCUGCCGGCUCUCCGCGCCAUCAAAUUCGAAACCUGCUUCGACGACGACGCCGUCCAAGAAAUCUUCUCCGCAGACGCCGCACGGCCAAUCGCACACGUCUCCAUCCAAAGCUCCAGUCAGCGCCUCUUCCCGCACCUCGCAGCCAUCAGCCCCUCCCUCAAAUGCCUAGAAAUCGAGGCGCGGUGUAGCGAGUGGCGGCCCGAAGAGCCUGACUCGGACUCCUCCGACUCCGAAGAAGAAGAAGAGGAGGAGAAGAAAAAGAUCGAGCCCUCUCCAAGACUCCCUGAAGUCGUAAAGGCGCUGCUCCCCUCGCUCACGGCCCUCCGCGAGCUCGCGAUCGACUUGGAUACCGAUACGCGUAUCUACAGCAAUGGGAAUUGGAAGCAGCAACCGCCGCCCAUGAGUGCUGAUGACCUUAUCUCCGUGCUGGAAGUGCUCCCAGCGAAGUCUGAUAUCCGCGUCGUUCGCUUGUCCGACUCACGUGGCGAAGAGCUCUCGGAGGCGUUCAGGGGAGAUGUGCCGGGUGUGCCGGAGAGUUUGGAGUUUAUUCGGUGGGAUAUCGGGAAGAAGAGGAUUUUGUAUCGGCUUGAGCGGGAGGGGGGGAAGGUGAAGGCUGUGUGGCAUGAGCGGCUGUGGCACAGUACGGGUGGGGAGAAGGCUUGGACGGAUGAGAGGGUGUUGGAGUAUUGAAAUGAGAAAAAGGGGUGGAAUGGGUAGUGGAUAUCAUGAAGAUUGGGGGGAAGUAAAUAGCACUGGUUUUCUGGAUGAACGCAAUGUGAUACAGCAAACAUGAAUUGCCAAGAAACCAUUAUUUUCUACACCUACAGACAGUGGUGAAAAAGAGUUGAAGAUAGAGAGCAAUAGUUUCUUGGCGUUGCCCAAUCCAUAUUGUAGC
Messenger RNA from Mytilinidion resinicola, 1710 nucleotides. RefSeq lists its product as uncharacterized. The record is from RefSeq and is a predicted model, not a curated record. The coding region runs from base 51 to 1505 and encodes 484 amino acids. The transcript has 3 exons. NCBI's taxonomy places the organism in Eukaryota, Fungi, Ascomycota, Dothideomycetes, Mytilinidiales, Mytilinidiaceae.